This is a messenger RNA of Penicillium maclennaniae, 888 nucleotides long. RefSeq lists its product as uncharacterized. The transcript is spliced from 3 exons. The record is from RefSeq and is a predicted model, not a curated record. Lineage: Eukaryota; Fungi; Ascomycota; Eurotiomycetes; Eurotiales; Aspergillaceae. Gene Ontology annotation, cellular component: plasma membrane. The coding region runs from base 1 to 888 and encodes 295 amino acids.
AUGCACUUCACAUUGACCGCAUUUGCGGCAUCUAGCCUGCUUCUCGCCAGUUCGGCUGCUUCCAAGGCGUCCAAUUUUGGGAAUCACCUCAAUCGACGAGCCGGUGCGACCUUGGUCGGCUGCUACAGCAGCAGCGACGGCAUGGGCAACCAGACCUCGUAUACUUUCCAAAGUUCUGGAUGGUGUUAUGAUCGAUGCAGUAACUCUCCAUACAACGCACCUGCGUUUGCUUUGACGGCGGGUUCUGAUUGCCUGUGUGGCAAUGAGUUCCCCGCGACAUCCGAUAAAGUGGACAGCAGCAAGUGCAACAAGCCUUGUGAUGGCUGGCCGGAAGAUAUGUGCGGUGGAAGUGGUUUCUUCUCAGUGUAUACAACUGGUCUGGAAGCCAAUGUUCCCAGCUACUCCGACUCCGACUCCGACUCCGACUCCACAACUACGACUGCUAGCAGCACUGAGACGAAUACCGCUACUACAAAGACCAGCGGGGCAACUACUUCUGUUUCGACUGACGCCAAUGGAGCGACAACCGUCGUGACUGCCACCAGCGCGCCUCUGCCAAGUAGCUCAGAUAAUAUCGCGGCUGAGACGAAGAGCACUCACAACACAGCCGCAAUUGCUGCUGGUGUUGUGGUUGGCGUGGUCGGCUUAGCCGCCUUGGCAGGUGCGGUCUGGUUCUUCUACCACUCCAAGAAGCAAAAGGCCGAAGGAUUCCGCGGUACCGCCGGCGCCUACGUACGUGAAUCGCAGCCUCCAUCCAUGACGGAUUCACGAUUCGACGGUGGCUAUAUGGCCCAGCGCCGCCAAAGCAAUGGCAGCAUCGAUGAUGACCACGACUUCUCUCGCCGCAUCUUGCAGGUGACCAACCCCGACGCAGGUCGCUACCACUAA